ACCGCUACACGUUUAAGGUUUAAUUAUAGUGCGUUACUUCACAAGGUUUCGUUAACCGCGGUUGGAUUGCUAGCUGUUAAAUCAUCGUCUGUAGGCAGUUCCAAGUGGAGGUUGUAUCUGUCAUAAAGGUUUCGAAGGUUAAUAUAGGCUGCUUAGCUACCCGUGUUUACGAUUGAGGGCUGAUUUGGUCAUUUGAUGAUGCGAAUAACAUCCUUGAGGCUUCUUCAUGUUCAAUCACUUCUUUGCAUAUUUUAUAUUUCAUCCUUUAUUUUCGGGUUGUUUGUCCCUUUAGUGGUAGAUUUACUGUCUCUUCCUUUUUCGAGUAUACAUGACAUUUACAGGCUUUUCACUUUCCACUUAGUGACGGAUGAGAUUUGUGUUUUCAUUUUUACAAUUCUGGCCAUUUUUAUCUACGCAAAGCUUGUAUUUCAUGUAUGGAGCAGAACUGAAAUACUUUUCUUCUAUUGGUUCGUAAAUACGAGUGCCGGAAUACUUGCAAUUAUCCCAGAGAUUUUCUUCGGUAAUAACAUUUUUAUCAAACGGAUCAAUGGGAAUUCUGCAUUUUUGUCUUCUGUACUCGUAGUUCUUAUCCAACUAAGUAUGGAUCAAUCACUUGUAAAGAUCAGGGGUUUCAACUUUAAAUCUCAAUAUGGUCUCCCUGCUGUGUCGAUUACAUUUUUGUGUUUGUGGACAGUAGGGUUUAUCAGGCUCUCUUCUGGUAUUUUGUUUUGUUAUGGGAUCCUGUGUAGUUGGUGCUACCUCCGCUUUCUGCAACGUCAUCCUCAAGGAAGGAGAGGCGAUUAUCGUCCCGUGUUCGCGUUCGCCAGUUGGUUGUCCUCCGGUGAAACUAGUGUCACUAUACCCGCAUAUAUUUCUGCCAAGUUUACGUACCCAUCGUUAUGAGGCUUGCUGAACUUGUUAGUGUUAAUCUUUCUAUACUCUUCCCCGAACCAAUAGACAAAAUAGUCUCGAUUCCGUCCAACGUUUUUUAUCAACUUCUACUUCGAACCAAGUUUUGUCCUGGACUAAAAAGAGAAAGUGAAGUUACUGUAGAACCUUUACUGACCUUCGGCCCACAUGGAAUGGUAUCUUCUGAUCCAGAACGGCAUCGGCGCAUUGCUCUGAAGGCUCUAAAUGAACGCUUCGCAAAAGCUGGUGUUUCUUCAAGGGCACAAAAUGAAGUCAUCGAAUGGCCAAGCCUGAUCGAUCCUGAUGACACACAAAAGACGGAUAACAACAAGUCAGAUGAAUCCAGUGUGAUAAUCGAGUUGCCAACUAUUACGAAUCCUUCAAGUACUGAUACUUUAAACACAUUAAACUCAUCUAAUGUGUGAAUCUUGAGCUAAGGAGAUAGUUUUUAUACAAUUUAUAUGUGAGAUCCUAGGUUUUGUACCAUAGUUUUGACUUAUUUUGUUCACUUUAUUCAUCCAAUAACUUCUUUACACUUGGUUUUUUAUAUUGUAAGUUCUAUUCGCUUAAACAUGAAGUCAUGUAUUUUGUUACUAGCUUAAGCGUCUUUUUCCUUGUUAUUUUUAUGAUUUUUGAUUAAAUAUUUUGCUUCAGAGACCUUAUCAAGCUCACUAGCGGGACAGUAGUAGUAAAUGAAACUGCUAACGGAGGUCGAGAUGUAGAGUUAAAUCCAGUAACUUGUUUUAAUUUAUUCGUAAUGAAGAAUAUAUCUAAACUGCAUUACGAAUAGGUUUUGAGUUGUUAAUGUAACAAAAGUAAUAACUUGUUCUUCCUGCCAUUACGGCUUUAUCAUGACCAACCUAUACUCCCUAUCUGUAGACAGAUGUUACACCGCUUUUCUAGUUUGUUUUUUACUACCGUCCAGUCUAUUUUGAUGGGUAUUUGGUGGGCUUAUAUAACUUUUCGUUGCCUUGGCAACUGCGGAUUCACUACCCAAUUAUCUGAGUCUCUCUUCUUGCAGGCAACUUAGUUGAAAUUCUGUUCCCAAUCAGCCAAUUUAGAUGGUAUAUAUAGGGAGGUAUAGAAUUCUUCAGUAGUGUUCUCCGGUAGUUACUGGGGACGUUUCAGAACUGCUGAGAGUAGAUGACGGUAACAAAGCUUCAUCCACUUGUAAUCUGAGUCAUCGGUUUGAUCCUUAUAUAAAAACUGAGGUACAAUUGUUAUCGCAAAGCGUUCGAAAAUCGUUUUGUUGUUUCAGAUGUCGAUUUCGUUUUCUAUGUUGAGUUUACUCUUGGAUGGUUUGAGCUGUGUUGGUAGGUUAUAUUAAAUGAAACACUAUCUGUUCUCAUUUUGACCAUUUUGAACUGCGAGAUUAAGAGGAUCACAAGAUUUAAACCAUAAAUUAGGGGGCUGAUGAACCACAGACUAGUUUCAUCAUCUGAUUCCAUAAUUUGCAGCUAACUUAGUAUAUUUUCUGUGUUCUCCAAAAAAGUGACGAAAUUAUUCAUACAGAGUAUUAUCAUCUGGUUAAAUGAUGUGUAUAAUUUUUUAUUGCUUUUUUCAAACUUCCCUUUUAGAAAAUAUAUAUCUCAAGUGGGUCCUAGAAGGUUUUGACAAAUCUUAAUCUUCAAGCUAAAUGACUAAAUUUUGUUCGACAUUCCGUUGAAAUUUGUUUCUUACGCUAACUAGAAUAUUAUAGGCUCACAUUCUACGCAACCCAUUUUUAUUUGACUCCUGUGGUGGCGAAUUUCGUUCUCAGAAUGCACACAUAACAAAACGUGAUUUUUACUACUCAACUCUACAAAAAGUCGUUGAAACUGUUUUGAUUCGUGAUCCUAUUGUGACUUCUAAGGUCAUAUACUCUUAGUCGGGAAAUUAGAAGUAGAGUUUAGGGGAAACUCAAGACCUUUCUUUUUUUAAAACAAAAAUCUACAAUGGCUUGUAUUUUAAAAUGUAUCUAGUUAUUUUAUGUUAUGACUAUGUAGAUGUAACGUCAUAAGUUUUUUCCUAAAAUAGUCCUAAAUAUCAUCAUUCGAGAAUGUUUCUGACACUCAGUUGUGUUUUAUGAUAUAUUGAAUAAUAAUUGCCUCUAUAUUUUCGAAUGCCAUUUUACUUUUCCAAGCGACUCUUGUCCGUAAACAUGCGUGGAAUUGAGUGCGAAUUCUGACGUGGGGUUUAAGUUCAUUGGUUUUUUUCUCACCUCCGGGCAAUGCAAGUAUGUAUCCAAAGUUGAUUUGACUUCACAAGACGAAAGCGAUGCUGAUUCUGUGUUACCAGUAGUCAGUUUACAAGAGAAAUUAUUCAGUCUAGCCAUGUGAUUGCUGAAUCUAUAUCUUUCAGACUCAGAUCCUGCAGCAAAUAGGAGGCGAAAAACAAUAUUAAAAUUACAACAUUAUCUUUCUAAACAUAUAGUUAUGUGCAUAUCAUACUGCAAUGUGUUAACUUAUUAUUGGUGUAAGAUGUGAUAGUAUCAAAACUAUUAAAGUAAUUUGAUCGCAGACUAGGAUCCCAAGUUUGCGCCUGCCUUGUGAUGCAUUUUGAUGAUUUCCCCAGUCUAUGUCCUAUUCACUUCCAACGUCUUUUCAUAAUUUCCUCUUCAACUGGAAGGUGGUUUGUUCUCCUGUAUUAGGCUGUUGCUGAUGGCAUCCGGUCAACGGACAUUGAGUAUAUUGUGUAGACAAUUGUUUAUAAGUACUUGUACAGUACCGUCUUGAUGUUCGUAUUGAAGAUUUUAACUUUGAUACUGGUUGACGGUUGUUUUGAGUUUCAUAAGUUCUCCAACUGUAGAGAUGUUGCCCUUGGUUUGUCAAUCCUUGCCUUUACGUCUGCAUCCGAUCCUCCUUGUUUGUGAAUGAUGCUGCCCAUGUACGUGGAAGUUCGCACCUCUUCCAGAGUUUCCCCAUCAAGUAUGAUUGGGUUGGUGUUCUCCGUAUUGUAUUUGAGGAUCUUGCUUUUUCCCUUGUGUAUGUUGAGGCAUAGUGAUGCAUAGGCUUUUGCUAUACUGGAUGCUUUGUUCUGUAUUUGUUGGUAUGUAUGAGUAGAAGGGCUAGGUCAUUCGUGAAGUCUAAAUCGUCUAGUUGUUUCCAAUCUAUCUAUUGUAUUCUGUGCUUCUGCUAAGAUGUGGAGGUCCCAUUUAGUUAGAGUAUGUCGUUAAAGGUAAAGCUAAUAAUUUUAUCAUUCGAAACGGAUUGGAUUAGUUCACAAGUCAUGUUAAAUGUCUUAAUACCAUUUGAAUUACUCAUUGUUCACGGAAAGUCGUAUUAUUAGAAAUUUUUUAAAAUUCCUUAUUAAUGUUUGAGUUAACCAUAAUUAUUCUAAUCAGUAUUUUUACCAAAAAUUAUAACUAUUAAGAUGUUUUAAACUUGUUUCUAUUUCAGUGACUUAUACUACAUACAUUUAUGUUAACAACGAUUACUGAAAGCCAUCGGAACUUAAUAAACAAUAAUUAUGGUAACCAUAUAAAAGUCUUGAGUAUCCACAAAUAGUACAGUAAUUUUCACUUUUUAGACUUUUGUUCAAUCUGACUUUCACCUUGCAUGUUAUUGUCAAACAAGACAGGAUAUGAGAUAUGAGUGACUAUUUGAUAGCUUAUUUUGAGGAAAUCUUGUUUUUUUUCUGGUUAUUUAUUCCUGAUUAUGUUAUCUACUGGAAAUCUUUGGUUACUGAAACUGGAUUGAUAGACUACUAGGUCUUUAGCUAUGUAGUAUAGCUAGGUCUUUAACUAAAGUGACAAUAAUAUCAAGUUACCUGCAUUACGUAAUAUUUGAUCUGCACGUCGGCUCGCGAAAUAAUUACUUUGUAUCCGAUUAUCUAGUUUAGCGUACAGUCUAGAUUCUUUUUUAUUGGCCCAUUUCAAAUCUUUUAUUGCAUUAUAUUCUGCGUUACCAUCUGUGGUUCCGUAAUUUGAGUCAUAUCGAUUAGACGAAUUGUCUGAAUUCACUGAAGGCAAUUGUGUAUGUUCAAUGACCAUUUGUGGUAGGAUCCAUUCAUUCUUUUCUGCAUCAAAUCUAUUUUUGUUUGAUAAAAAAAUAUUUGGUGCACUCCAAACUUAACUUCAAAAGAACAUAAAAUAUUGGAUGAAUAAGUCGAAAAUAAAUACAGUUUGAACAGGAAUUUAUUGUAUUUUUUAAGUAGUUGGGUUCCAAGAAAUACAAUUGAUUUAUGAAUUCUUAUAGAAAUUUAUAUCAGUUUCCUAUUGUCCAUUUCACUUUCAGUAAGAUAUAAAUUUACCAUGAACAUCCGUAAACAUGCUGUAGAUAAUAUGAGUAAAUGGUUAGUUGAGAGAUAAAAUGUAUACCGGUAAAAUCUAGUUUAUGGAUAGACAAAGGUCGAUAGAUACACUGAAAUUGAGGAGUCUAUAGUGAACGAAGACUUGAGGAUGACCAAUUUAUUGUUCGAUGACAAAUCAUAUAGUGUCUCAGUAAAGCAUGAAAAUCAUUCGUUAAAUGCGUCAUUUUCAUAUCUUUGAAACGCCUCUUGCAAACCUCAUCGUUCAUUCACUCCUGUUGUUACAUUGAUUGCUAUCGGUUUUCUUCUCUUGCUUUUUCUUCCUGUUGCCUUCAAUUCAAUCUUCUGUUGCCAGGCAUUCCACUUUCGAUUGGUGCUACAUACUACUUAUACCUGUCAGCAUAAGUAGGAUAUAUCCAAAUUAAUAAUCCGAAAAAUGGACAAUACAAAAGUCUUUUAACGCCGGAGAACUGCGAUUAGUAUUUUCUACGCGCCCAAUGUUUACACCGAAGCUAAAAGAUGAAUUACCUAGAAUGACCACCUCAUUUUGUAUUUAUCAGUUCAACUGCUCCUGUGGAGCGAGUUAUAUUGGUCGAAGUUCUAGGAAUUCACAUUCUCGUGCUCGUGAACACCUUCCAGCGUGGCUAAACAAAGGUUUGAUGAAGAAGGUGAAUAGCUCAAUAUUGGCCCAUUUAGUACAAACCGGUCAUAGUGCCAGUAUAAACCAAUCUUUCUCAAUUAUUUAUAAGGAACUGAUCUUCCUCCUGGAAACUCAGUAAUCGACAUAAAUUACGCCCAUGAUAUAGUCCUAUUUGAUGAAUAUAUUAAUACAGAGCCUCAUGGACACAUUGAGUAGCAAAUCUGUUAUAUGAGGUGUUACAUAAAUUAGAAGAAAUAACAAGGAGAAAGGAUGUGCAUAUUUGAAGAGACGAUUACUGAGUCAUAAAUUCAAGUUGGUAAAGCCUUUCGGACGAGUUGGAAUUACAAACAUCGAUGAGGUAUUUACCAAACGCGAGGUUUCACAUUCUUCAGGAUUAUAACGAAGAGUCUCUGUGUUCUUUGAUACAAAAUAGGAUCUAACUAAAUCCCUCUUAUAUAAAAGCCCGCCAAAUCAACUAGAUUUAAUUUACCGGCCCUUAUAUGGUUGUAAUCAAGCAGAUUGUCACUUCGAUCAAUCAUUUCUAAAUAGAUCGUGAAAAUAGAAUGUGAUCGACUACUGUCAGCGUUCAUUAAUGUUGCUCCAGUUGAACGAUUUUUCCAUCCACGUACCAUUAUAUUCUGAAAUGAAAUAUAAUUUAGACAACUUAAUUUUCGUUUUUAAACAGUUUAGUUCCUGGUCUGUGUACCAGCUUUUACAAAGAAUGUGUAAAAUAGCAGAAGUACGAAAUUUUGGAUUUAUAUGACAGUUUUGUGUCAGCGGCGGCCUGCUUGAGCAUCUGGGCUACCUGUUCCUGCCAUCUAGAUAUUUCAACAAGUUAUCUAUCUUUGUUUGUUUUAAUAUAUCAUUAUGUCUAUUAAUCGCACAACCUAUACUGCUGCGUUUCUGAAAAAUGUACAACCUUUCGUUAUUAAAGUUACAAAAAGCUCAAAAAGAGAGAAUAUGGUUGCUGGCAAUGUACAACGAAAAGAAUGUACAUCAUUCCCAUGUUCAUUUACUGGACUGAUAACAUCUAGCUGGCGACCACUCAGUAUUUAUCGCGAGGACCGACCAAGAAGAAAGAAACGGAAACUUGUUGAAAUACUUUGUGCUGAGAAUUCUAUAUUGUACCAAUAAUAUAAUAUUGAAUAAAGCUAUU
This is a messenger RNA of Schistosoma haematobium, 6932 nucleotides long. RefSeq lists its product as uncharacterized. The transcript is spliced from 9 exons. Gene Ontology annotation, biological process: retrograde vesicle-mediated transport, Golgi to endoplasmic reticulum. Gene Ontology annotation, cellular component: membrane; Golgi apparatus. The coding region runs from base 196 to 903 and encodes 235 amino acids. Lineage: Eukaryota; Metazoa; Platyhelminthes; Trematoda; Strigeidida; Schistosomatidae. The record is from RefSeq and is a predicted model, not a curated record.